AAUAUUUAAGUUGAAUAUUUAGGUGGCUAGCUAAAUAUUUAGCUAACUAAAUAUUUAGCUAGCUAAAUAUACAUAGCCUGUGUAUUGGUUACAUGCCUGCUACUUACUUGUACAUAUGCUAGUGUGUAUUGUUUAUGCACCUGGUACUAGCUGAUGCAUACUCUAAUGUGUAUUAGGUGCAUGGUUCUUGGCUGGUAACCAUGUACAGAAAGUCAUGGGUACCUACCUUGUACAUAAAGCAGGUGUGUAACUUAGUAGCAACAUUAACUAAAGGUCUCAGGUGCCUUGUUCUCAGAGACAAAWGCAAAUAAAUCCCGAGUAUUUAGUUUAACAUCCCUUACAGGAAACAAACGUACUAAUACACAGAUAAAAGAGGUCAUUGUAUCAGUCUGUUCUUUGGGUAUUUCUUGUCUGCAGCUGCUUCUCACAACAWCUCAUCCAUCCUGUGUGACCUAAAUGUUGAAACGAGCUGCACUGAAUGUGUUUUCCUCCAGGAGACCUUAGAAAAGCAGCGAGAGUCUCUAAAGGAGCAGAGAGAAGCAGUGAAACACAGAUUAAAGAAACUCGCAGCUCGGCAGUCAGAAAUAACAUGAUGUGUUCUGGACUCAGAAACAAUCCUCAGUGAUAAAAGAGAGCAUUGUACAGAAGUACCAGGAGAUCCAGGUCAUUCUGGAGGAGGACCUGAGAACUACUUUGUCCCACCUGGAGGUGGAGGAGCGGGCUGCCGUCUCGGCCUUGGACGGACUCAUGGACAGGAGCUGUUCUCUGAUCCAGGAAAUAGAGCAGGACCUGGCCAGGCUCUCGMUGGUACUGAGCCAGACCGACGCUGAGCCGAACACAACGCCUUUCUUCACACCGUCUGUGAGGGACGGCAUGGACUCAGUGGACAGAGUGAUGGAGCUGCUGAACCAGUCAGACCCGAGCAYCGUGAGCCUGGAUGAAGCUAAAACCGAUCAGAUCCUGAGCCUCACCACCGGCCUGCUGCUGCURGUCUCCUCGCAGACCCCUUUAAUCAAGAAGCUCCUGCAGAGCUAUUCCAGCGAGGUUCACCUGGAUCCGGAGACGGCCCACCCAAAGCUGAUUAUCUCUCCUAAAGGUGACAGCGCUGCCUACACGGACACCUGGCAGCAGCUUCCUGAUCUACCCGAACGCUUCGACACCACGCUCAACGUCAUCAGCCUACAAGGCUUCAUCUGCGGACGCCAUUACUGGGAGAUGGACGUGACCGGGAAGACCUACUGGGAGCUCGGCYUCACUUACCCCUCCAUUCCUCGCAGGGGCACGUCAGAAGCCUGCUGGCUGGGCCGGGGCCCCGAGUCCUGGUGCGUGGAGUUCUUUGACGGGGAGUACACAGCCUGGCACGGAGGGGUGCCUCACCAGCUGCCCUUCACCAAACAUUUCUCUCGGAUUGGCAUUUUGUGUAGUUUCCCUGCAGGGUUGGUGACUUUCCUUGAGGCAGAGAAAAUGACGCCUCUGUUUUCUUUCAGCGCCGGAGUCUUCUCGGAGUGRCUCCACCUGGCCGUGUGUCCGGGUCACCACCAAAGUGGCCGGAAUUCAAGUCCCAUUGUCAUCCUCAAUGCUUCGUCUCCUCCCAGUGACCUCUAGCUGCUCAAACGAGUUUUACGCAAUAAAAGUCACGGAGAGAGUCACAGGGAACAUCCAGGGAACAUCAGGAAAACCCUGAUGAUCAGUAGGACCUUUAGACGCUGAAUCUUUUGUCCAUCAAAAUCAACAUCAUGAGACAAACCUACCACCUCCAUCCCACAGAGAAGCAUGGUGGUGGCAGCAUCAUGAUCGGGGGAUGGUUUGAAUCUAGAGAGGAACUUGAAGCACACAGCUGAAGCAACAUGUUGGUUUACGUUGAACCAAUUAAAGGUCCUGGAAUGGUCUAAUGAAAGACCAGACCUCUGUUUCUGGUUCGGUUCGAUUCGAUUCAACUCAAUUCAGUUCAAUUAAUUUACAUGGCGCCAAGUCACAACAAAUGUCGUCUCAAGGCAC
Messenger RNA from Austrofundulus limnaeus, 1998 nucleotides. RefSeq names its product probable E3 ubiquitin-protein ligase TRIML1. Lineage: Eukaryota; Metazoa; Chordata; Actinopteri; Cyprinodontiformes; Rivulidae. The transcript has 5 exons. Gene Ontology annotation, molecular function: protein binding. The coding region runs from base 748 to 1605 and encodes 285 amino acids. The record is from RefSeq and is a predicted model, not a curated record.